Messenger RNA from Amphimedon queenslandica, 900 nucleotides. Its product is annotated as Williams-Beuren syndrome chromosomal region 27 protein-like. The record is from RefSeq and is a predicted model, not a curated record. Gene Ontology annotation, molecular function: S-adenosylmethionine-dependent methyltransferase activity. NCBI's taxonomy places the organism in Eukaryota, Metazoa, Porifera, Demospongiae, Haplosclerida, Niphatidae. Bases 135 to 767 code for a protein of 210 amino acids. The transcript has a single exon.
GACCUUUUUCCCCACGUGUACUGACAAUAGUCAUUGUGACCCUUGACUUAAUUAAACUUGACUUCUGUCUAAGUUUUUUGUUAGGUUUGCUGUUGGUUGUCUGAAUUAGUCUAACAAGUAUCUACAAGGAAAUAAUGGCAUUGGUAGAAGAAGCUAUGGAGCUCGUCCGAGCCGUGAGGAAAGAUGGAGGCCCUGAUAGUUACAACAAAUGGGCUUCAAAAUACGACGAGCUGAUAGGAACAAAACUGAAUUAUAUUGGAUUCAACAGCGUCCUUUCAAAAUGGAGCCAAUAUUGCAGUCAGGACAUACCAGAAGGAAGGCGCCCUAGGAUACUUGAUGCCGGCUGUGGUACGGGCUUGCUUGGGCAGCAAGUAAACACUGUCGUCUCCCUAGAUAAUGUCGAGCUUUAUGGAGGCGACUAUAGCCCAGGGAUGCUUGAAGAAGCGAAGCAAAAGGGGAUAUAUCAAGACUUGAAAGUCAUCGACUUGAAGGCCGAGCUACCUUAUGAAGAGGGUUUCUUCGACAGCAUCGUAAGCUCUGGAGUAUUUUCAAAGUCUCACUGUGGGCCAAGCUGUCUACCUAAUUUAAUCCGUGUUCUCAAGAAAGGUGGCUAUUUUAUAACGACAGUCAAGAAAGACCUUUACACCUUGACCGAGAAGGAAUGGGAAAAGGUUAUAGAUGAAUGCAAUUGCAAGUUAAUCGAGAUGCCUGACAUGCCGUACCACAAUGAAAGCUCUGCACUUGUAUUUGUCAUUAAGAAGAACUGAAGAGAGAGAGAGGGGGCAAGAAUCAUUAAUACCUGUAAUGUAAAUUCUUGUAUAAUAUAUAUUCAUAUCUAUUUAGUAUUUAGUAUUUAUAUUAUAGUUUCAAGGAUAAAAAUGUCUUUUGGCAUUAAGUUCA